Messenger RNA from Vitis riparia (riverbank grape), 1530 nucleotides. Its product is annotated as AAA-ATPase At3g28580-like. Gene Ontology annotation, molecular function: ATP hydrolysis activity; ATP binding. Bases 1 to 1530 code for a protein of 509 amino acids. The transcript has a single exon. The record is from RefSeq and is a predicted model, not a curated record. Lineage: Eukaryota; Viridiplantae; Streptophyta; Magnoliopsida; Vitales; Vitaceae.
AUGACGAGAGUGAUGAAGGAAUUAUGGGCUCAACUGGGAUCAUCAAUUGCUAGCUUGAUGUUCCUCUGGGCCAUGUUUCAUCGCUACUUUCCCCGUCAUCUUCAGGCCUCCAUUGCAAGACUCUAUGAUAGAUUGUCCAGCUUAUUCUACCCUUACAUUCAGAUCAGAUUCCAUGAGUUCUCUCGAGAUAGUUUCAGGCGCAAUGAGGCCUACAGUGCCAUUGAAAGCUACCUGGGUUCCAAGUCCACCAAACAAGCCAAAAGGCUUAAAGGCAACGUCCAGAGAAACAGCAAGUCGGUAGUCCUUACCAUGGAUGAUCAUGAGGAGGUUUCAGAUGAGUUUCAGGGCAUCAAGCUUGUGUGGUCUUUGAUAAAGCUUGUCCCCACUACACAGUCAUUUUCCUUCUAUCCUGCAACCAGUGAGAAGAGGUAUUAUAAGCUCACCUUUCACAUGAAGUACCGGGAAAUCAUCACAGGGUCUUACCUGAAAUACGUGGUGGAAGAGGGGCAGGCUAUUGCUUUUAAAAACCGGCAGAGGAAGCUUUACACUAACAAUCCAAGCCACAAUUCUAACAGCUCAAGGACCUUGUGGAGCCAUGUUGUUUUCGAGCACCCUGGCUCAUUUGAGACAAUGGCAAUAGAUCAAAAGAAGAAAGAGGAAAUUAUGGAUGACCUGACUACGUUUAGCAAGGCCAAAGAGUACUAUGCGAGAAUCGGGAAGGCUUGGAAGCGUGGAUAUCUCCUUUAUGGACCCCCUGGGACAGGUAAAUCAACCAUGAUAGCCGCCAUUGCUAAUUUUCUGAAGUAUGAUGUUUAUGAUCUCGAGUUAACUGCUGUGAAGAGUAACACUGAAUUGAGGAAGCUACUGAUUGAGACGUCAAGCAAGUCCAUCAUUGUGAUAGAGGAUAUUGAUUGCUCACUUGAACUUACUGGUCAAAGGAAGAAGAAAAACCAGAAAGAUGGGAACAAGGAAGAGACUGAUCCCAUUAAGAAAAAGGAAGAAGAGGAAGAUGGUGGAAGGCAGAACAGCAAGGUCACUCUAUCUGGGCUUUUGAAUUUUAUUGAUGGCAUUUGGUCAUCUAGUGGGGGUGAAAGACUCAUCAUAUUUACUACUAAUUAUGUGAAGAAACUUGAUCCAGCUCUCAUUAGGAGAGGAAGGAUGGAUAAGCACAUUGAGCUGUCCUACUGCAGCUUUGAAGCUUUCAAAGUCCUGGCAAAGAAUUACUUGAAUAUCGAAUCACACCCCUUCUUUGAAACUAUUGGCAGCUUGUUGGAGGAAAUCAGCAUGACUCCUGCUGAUGUUGCAGAGAAUUUGAUGCCAAAGACCAUCAAAGGAGAUUCUGAGACCUGCUUAGAAAGCCUGAUUCAAGCCCUUGAAGCUGCCAAGAAAGAGAGUAUCAAUGCUAAGGAAGAACUGAAGUUGAGAGCUGCUAAAGACAGUAAGGGAGAGGAAUCAUCAGCUAAAGAAGCAGUGGGAGAGAAGGAACCAGUGGCAGAGGAGGAAGUAAAGGAAAAAUCCAUUGGCAUCUGA